UUUUGACACCCAAAGAAGUAUCGCAAAACAAUCUUCUCAGACCCAACAGAUGGAUCCUAGGUUGUUUGACGCAUCCCACACAGGGAAUGUCAAUCAAUUGAACUCCUUGGUCAGAGAAAACGCCCUCAUCCUCGAAGCAGCGUCUCUCGUCAACGGACACAACCCUCUACAUGUUGCCUCGAUGGCCGGCCACUUGAAUUUCGUCAGAGAAGUCCUCAAACUAAAGACGGAGUUUGCCGACGAGCUGAACCAGGACGGUUUCAGUCCUCUGCACAUCGCCGCGGCGAGGGGCGAUGUGGAUAUCGUCCGGGAGCUUUUGAAAGUGGGCAAUCGCCUGUGCCUAGUGAAGGGGAGAGAGGAAAGGAUUCCUCUGCACUAUUCAGCCAUCAAGGGGAGGAGCGAAGUCCUGAAGGAACUGGUCUUGGCUUGUCCUGAUUCCAUCGAGGAAGUGACGGCUCGGAGGGAGAGCGUCCUCCACCUCGCCGUGAAGAACAGCCGGUUUGAGGCACUCAAGUUUCUGGUGCAGCAGCUGAAGCGUUCGAACAAAGAGCGCGCCUUGAAUUGGCGGGACAGCCAAGGAAACCAUAUCUUGCACCUCGCGAUGGCUAGAAAGCAAUACGAGGCAAUGGAGUUCCUGCUCUCAGGCUAUGCAAUUGACAAAGAUCUGGUCGAAGUGAAUGCCAUAAAUGGGGCGGGUUUAACGCCUCUAGACAUCCUAUUUCUCGUUAACAAUGAAGUGGGUGAUGCGGAAAUUGCUGAAAUCCUCACACGAUCUGGAGCCACGAGAGCAAGGGGAUUGCCUUCUAGUUCUAUGGUAAUGGUGGCGACUGAAGACCCCGAAGCCCAAACCGAUCAAUCAAGCGGAAAUCGCGGCCGAUCAACGUGGACCAACUACUGCACUUGUUUCUUGAAGCUCGAUUAUGAGAGAAUCCAAUUGUUCGAGGACUUCAAGUACAACAAACGAAAGGACUCCGCGAGUGAUGUACGGAAUGUGUUGCUGGUCGUCGCUACUCUCAUCACAACUGCUACCUAUCAAGCCGUGCUUCAGCCGCCGGGCGGACGUUGGCAGGACAAUUCAGGGCCCUCGACUAACAGCACCGAUCCCACGAAGUGUGGGACCGCAUCGCCCAAAGCCGGCAAGGCGGUUUUGGGAUCGAGUAACCAGUUAGCGUACAUCAGCUUUGUGAUCUUCAACACAGCUGGAUUCUUUGCCUCCCUCCAAGUGAUCGACAUCCUCACAUCGGGAUUCCCGAUGCGAAGGGAGCUGCGAAUCGCGCUGUUGGCCCUGAUAGGUACAUAUGACAUUGUGAUGCACACCCUUAGUCCCAACGAUUUGGUCAGCAACAUCUUCUUUGGUCUCUCGAUAGCUGUGCCUUUCAUGAUGUGGUUCAUUGGCCGGUGAACGAUAAGACGUAGGGAAAAUGAUACAAAUAGU
Molecule: messenger RNA, 1435 nt
Organism: Syzygium oleosum
Lineage: Eukaryota; Viridiplantae; Streptophyta; Magnoliopsida; Myrtales; Myrtaceae
Product: ankyrin repeat-containing protein BDA1-like
Exons: 2
Coding region: 50-1402 (450 amino acids)
Molecular function (GO): protein binding
Source: RefSeq, a predicted model, not a curated record